AGCGGCACCGUGGCUGCCGCAGCGCGCAGAGGCUGUGGAGGGGCUUACGGCUCCCAGCCCACGGGUCCUAGACCCAGGGGCUGGGCCUCCAGCCCCCCGCCCCGAUCCCAGCUGGGUAGAGCAAUGCUGCGCUACCUGCUGAAAACGCUGCUGCAGAUGAACUUGUUCGCGGACUCUCUGGCCGGGGACAUCUCCAACUCCAGCGAGCUGCUCUUGGGCUUCAACUCCUCGCUGGCGGCGCUCAACCACACCCUGCUGCCUCCCGGCGAUCCCUCUCUCAACGGGUCAAGGGUAGGACCGGAGGAUGCUAUGCCCCGCAUCGUGGAGCAGCCGCCAGAUCUGCUGGUCUCCCGAGGCGAGCCCGCCACGUUGCCCUGCCGCGCUGAGGGCCGACCCCGACCCAACAUUGAGUGGUACAAGAACGGGGCGCGUGUGGCCACUGUGCGAGAGGAUCCGCGUGCGCACCGCCUGCUGCUGCCCAGCGGCGCCCUCUUCUUCCCGCGCAUCGUGCACGGGCGCCGCGCGCGGCCGGACGAAGGUGUUUACACUUGCGUGGCUCGCAACUACCUGGGGGCAGCAGCGAGCAGAAACGCCUCGCUGGAAGUGGCAGUCCUCCGUGAUGAUUUCCGGCAGUCUCCUGGAAACGUGGUGGUGGCAGUGGGGGAGCCAGCAGUACUGGAAUGCGUGCCCCCCCGCGGCCACCCGGAGCCUUCCGUGUCCUGGAGGAAGGACGGUGCAAGACUCAAGGAAGAGGAAGGAAGGAUCACGAUCCGUGGAGGGAAGCUGAUGAUGUCACAUACACUCAAGAGCGAUGCAGGCAUGUAUGUGUGCAUGGCCUCCAAUAUGGCGGGAGAACGGGAGAGUGCGGCAGCUGAAGUCACGGUACUGGAGCGUCCCUCAUUCCUGCGCAGACCAGUGAAUCAGGUGGUCCUGGCUGAUGCCCCUGUGAAUUUCCUAUGUGAGGUGAAGGGGGAUCCCCCACCUCGUCUCCGCUGGCGCAAGGAGGAUGGGGAACUGCCCACAGGCAGGUAUGAGAUCCGGAGUGACCACAGCCUUUGGAUUGGGCAUGUGAGUGCCGAAGAUGAGGGAACGUACACCUGUGUGGCGGAGAACAGUGUGGGCCGCGCUGAAGCAUCUGGCUCCCUCAGUGUUCACGUCCCACCCCAGUUGGUGACCCAGCCCCAGGACCAGAUGGCAGCUCCUGGAGAGAGUGUGGCUUUCCAGUGCGAGACCAAAGGAAACCCCCCACCUGCCAUCUUCUGGCAGAAGGAGGGGAGUCAGGUCCUGCUUUUCCCCAGUCAGUCACUUCAGCCGACGGGGCGUUUCUCAGUGUCUCCAAGAGGCCAACUCAACAUCACUGCAGUGCAGCAUGGCGAUGCUGGGUACUACGUGUGCCAGGCUGUCAGUGUGGCUGGCAGCAUCCUGGCCAAGGCCCUGCUGGAGAUAAAAGGAGCCUCUUUGGAUGGGCUGCCUCCUGUCAUCCUCCAGGGACCAGCCAAUCAGACGCUGGUGCUUGGCUCCUCCGUGUGGCUGCCAUGCAGAGUGACUGGGAACCCUCAACCCAGUGUCCGAUGGAAGAAGGAUGGGCAGUGGCUGCAGGGGGAUGACCUCCAGUUCAAGACAAUGGCCAACGGUACCCUGUACAUCGCCAACGUGCAGGAGAUGGACAUGGGCUUCUACAGCUGUGUGGCCAAGAGUUCCAUAGGGGAAGCCACGUGGAGUGGCUGGCUUAAAAUGCGGGAAGACUGGGGAGUAUCACCAGACCCCCCUACAGAACCCAGUACUGCUCCAGGGGCUCCCUCUCAGCCAGUGGUCACUGAGAUCACCAAGAACAGCAUUACCCUGACCUGGAAGCCCAUCCCACAGGCUGGGGCUGCAGUCACGUCUUAUGUGAUAGAGGCCUUCAGCCCAGCAGCUGGCAACACGUGGCGUACUGUGGCAGAUGGCGUGCAGCUGGAGACACACACAGUCAGCGGUCUGCAGCCCAAUACCAUCUACCUGUUUCUGGUUCGAGCAGUGGGAGCCUGGGGCCUCAGUGAGCCCAGCCCCGUCUCUGAGCCUGUCCGUACACAGGAUAGCAGCCCCUCUAGGCCAGUGGAAGACCCAUGGAGAGGCCAGCAGGGACUGGCAGAAGUGGCUGUGCGCCUGCAGGAGCCCAUAGUCCUGGGUCCCCGGACCCUGCAGGUGUCCUGGACUGUGGAUGGCCCAGUCCAGCUGGUGCAAGGUUUCCGGGUGUCUUGGAGGGUAGCAGGCCCUGAGGGAGGAAGCUGGACAAUGUUGGACCUACAGUCCCCAAGCCAGCAAAGUACUGUGCUAAGAGGACUCCCUCCAGGGACCCAAAUCCAGAUCAAGGUGCAAGCCCAAGGCCAGGAGGGGCUCGGGGCUGAAAGCCUCUCUGUGGCCAGGAGCACUCCUGAGGAGGCCCCCAGUGGCCCCCCCCAGGGAGUGGCGGUGGCCUUGGGGGGUGAUGGCAACAGCAGUAUCACUGUGUCCUGGGAACCUCCACUCCCCUCCCAGCAAAAUGGGGUCAUCACGGAAUACCAGAUCUGGUGCCUGGGCAAUGAGAGCCGCUUUCACCUCAAUCGGUCUGCAGCAGGCUGGGCACGCUCCGCAAUGCUCCGAGGACUGGUGCCCGGUCUCCUCUAUCGAACCCUGGUCGCGGCGGCCACCAGCGCAGGCGUGGGCGUGCCCAGUGCCCCGGUGCUGGUGCAGCUGCCGUCCCCGCCGGACGUGGAGCCCGGGCUGGAGGUGGGCGCGGGGCUGGCGGAGCGGCUGGCGAGGGUGCUGCGGGAGCCCGCCUUCCUCGCGGGCAGCGGCGCCGCCUGCGGGGCGCUGCUUCUCGGGCUCUGCGCCGCCCUCUACCGGCGCCGGAAACAGCGCAAAGAGCUCAGCCACUACACGGCCUCUUUUGCCUACACACCGGCAGGUAAGCCAUCUCUGCCCCAGUGGGGUUCAGACCCCCCAGGACGGGCCCUUCUCUUACUCAUUCGCCCCCUCAUUUUCCCCAGUGUCCUUCCCGCACUCAGAGGGCCUCUCUGGAGCCAGUUCCAGGUAAUUCUCUUAGCCCAUUUCCUCAGGAUGACCUCCACCGAGAGGCCACUCUUCUUACGCCCUGCCGCCGCCCCAGGUGGAAGGAGCAUGACCACCUCCCACCCCAACACCACCGCCACUGUCCCGCGACUCCCGAAUAUCGCCACCUCCCUUUCCUUUGCUGGCCUCUUUAAGCUCUCCGUCCCCAACGCUCACCUGCUCUCCCUCAGGCCACCCAUGGGCCUUGGCCCCGCCCCCUACCCAUGGCUGGCAGAUUCGUGGCCCCACCCAUCUCGAAGCCCCUCGGCCCAGGAACCCAGGGGAAGCUGCUGCCCUAGCAAUCCUGACCCGGACGACAGAUAUUACAAUGAAGCAGGAAUCUCCCUGUAUCUUGCUCAGACGGCCCGGGGCACGGCCGCCCCUGGCGAGGGUCCUGUCUAUAGCACCAUUGACCCAGCGGCGGAGGAGCUGCAGACCUUCCAUGGAGGCUUCCCCCAACAUCCCUCAGGAGACCUGGGCCCCUGGAGCCAGUACGCUCCUCCAGAGUGGAGCCAGGCGGACAGUGGAGCCAAGGGAGGCAAAGUGAAGCUUCUGGGGAAACCUGUGCAGAUGCCCUCUCUGAACUGGCCAGAAGCCCUGCCCCCACCUCCUCCUUCUUGUGAACUGAGCUGCCUAGAGGGGCCGGAGGAGGAGCUGGAGGGCAGCUCAGAGCCAGAGGGGUGGUGCCCGCCAAUGCCUGAGAGAAGUCACCUGAUGGAACCCAGCUCCAGUGGGGGGUGCCCGGUCACUCCAUCCCUAAGGGAAACCCCCUCUCCCACGCCUUCCUAUGGACAGCAGUCCACAGCCACUCUUACGCCCUCACCUCCUGACCCUCCCCAGCCCCCAACUGACAUGCCCCAUCUCCAUCAGAUGCCCAGGAGGGUGCCUCUUGGGCCGAGUUCCCCUCUCAGUGUAUCCCAGCCCAUGCUGGGCAUCCGUGAAGGGAGGCCUGCUGGCUUGGGUGCUGGCCCUGCAGCCUCACCCCACCUCAGCCCCAGUCCUGCCCCUAGCACAGCCAGCAGUGCCCCAGGCAGAACCUGGCAGGGGAAUGGGGAGAUGACUCCCCCACUUCAAGGACCCCGUGCUCGAUUCCGGAAGAAACCCAAGGCUCUUCCCUACAGGAGGGAGAACAGUCCUGGGGACUUGCCCCCACCACCCUUGCCACCGCCAGAGGAAGAGGCGAGCUGGGCCCUAGAGCUGAGGGCAGCAGGCAGCAUGUCCUCCCUGGAGCGGGAGCGCAGUGGGGAGAGGAAAGCGGUACAGGCUGUGCCCCUGGCAGCCCAGCGGGGGCUCCACCCGGAUGAAGAGGCCUGGCUCCCGUACAGCAGACCAAGCUUCCUGUCCCGCGGCCAGGGCACCAGCACAUGUUCCACGGCCGGCAGCAACUCUUCCAGGGGCUCCAGCAGCUCUAGGGGCUCCCGGGGCCCUGGCCGGAGCCGGAGCCAGAGCCAAAGGCCAGGACAGAAACGCCGAGAGGAACCAAGAUGACCCUUGUUGGGGCAUUGAGAAUAUCAGGAGUGCCAUGGGGAAGGGGAGUAGGGAUGUCUUUUCCCUCCCAGCAGUGAUGAGUGGGGCUAGCUGAAGCCCAUUGGUUUCCACGAUUUCAAUUGGCUGAGAAGGCAGAGAGCUAGCUCCUCCCUUUCUUUCUCUUUCCACCUGAGACUUGUUUAUAAAAAACAAAACAAUAAAAAGAGUCUGACCAGA
Molecule: messenger RNA, 4773 nt
Organism: Pongo pygmaeus (Bornean orangutan)
Lineage: Eukaryota; Metazoa; Chordata; Mammalia; Primates; Hominidae
Gene: ROBO3
Product: roundabout guidance receptor 3
Exons: 26
Coding region: 124-4557 (1477 amino acids)
Molecular function (GO): protein binding
Source: RefSeq, a predicted model, not a curated record